Molecule: messenger RNA, 2993 nt
Organism: Spea bombifrons (plains spadefoot toad)
Lineage: Eukaryota; Metazoa; Chordata; Amphibia; Anura; Pelobatidae
Product: coiled-coil domain-containing protein 17-like
Exons: 13
Coding region: 258-2168 (636 amino acids)
Source: RefSeq, a predicted model, not a curated record
GGAGGGGCUGGGAAAAUACCUCGGUAGCUUUGGCAGUUUUUCCAACAGUCUGACAUGAUCUAAUUUGAACCAAAAAAACAAAGGCAAAAAAAUUGCUUUUUUUCUACAGAACUGCUAGAAGAAGAUAUUUUAAACAUGGAUUUUAAAUACUAUUAAUGUGAAGCUCACAUGAUUCCAAUAUCCAAAGGAAAACGGGGUUGCGGUGUAGGCACGGUGUCGGUCUUUGAAUAUCAUACCAUAGUUUGACGUCUGUGACAAUGACUGACUUUUUAAGAUGCCCAAGCUGCAAUAUGACGUUCAAAUCAUCUAUGUUACUUGAAAAGCACAGAGAAAAGUUCUGUAUUGGAGGCGACGUCGGAAGAGUGAGAAAGACCCAGACGCCUCAAGACAUGGUUAACAGACUAAGACAUUUUAGGAGGAAACAGGAAGAUCAUCAGCAGAAACAUAACAUGAAAGAAUUAAGCGACAAUAAAAUAGCCAUGAUGGACCAUAUGGUAGAUCCAAGUAAGGAUAAACUGGAAAGAGAAAAUACUGGCAAAACCUAUAGGGUGGAAUCGAGGGCUCGUGAUCAGGACACACAGCUCCGCUAUCUAGCAGAAGCUCACAACAAACAGAUCAAUGAAAUUAUGUCUCAAAACAAGAUCUUGGAAAAACAGCGAGACGACAUUGUAGAGAGAUUAAACGAAAUAGCUGCUCAAAACAGGAAUGCAAGUUACCUCGAGAAAAUGAUAAAACAUUUGAAUGACCAAGAACAGAAGAAUGAACUCCUUCUGGAGACGAUGAAGCAACAGAUAGAUAUGCUACAGGCUGAAUCUAUGAAAAGAAGAAUGCGCAGUAGAGAUAGUGACCACCCUACCCCUCAAAGAAUAGAAAAACUUCAACCAACUGUUCAUCAUGCCUACAUUCCCUUCUAUGGAGGAGGAAGCCUUACUUCUGAGAUAAGUGCCAUGCGCCUGACUUAUCUACAGAAUGGAGGAAAUGAUCCUGUGAUCCUGGCACAUUUACAGGAUCUUUUAACUGAAGCCCAGCUAAUAGAAAAACAAGAGAAACACGCACGACCUCUUCGGAAGAAAACAAAAAAAGAACAUGGAACUGCAAAGUGGCACAUGAAUGAGAAGUUAAUUAAUCUUGAAAUGGAAAAUCAGCUGCUGGAGGAACAGCUUUUUAAACUUCAACUUCAAAGACAAAAGAAAAGCAGGCUUCCCAGGACAACUAGCAGAGAACCCGAUAAAGGUUUACAAUUACCAAAGUUCCUGAAAGAGCAUACUCAUCAAAACAUAACGACACUAAAUGCUGAACUGGAAGUGUUAAAACAUGAGCUGGAAAUCCAAAAGCUGAGGCGUCGGAUAAAAACAUCGGUCACUCGCCGAACCAAUCCAAAGCCACCUGCGUUCCUCCCAAUGGAAGAAAGCCAUGAUAUCAUAAAUCUUCCAAAACCUUUACCAAACCUCUCUCAUGGAUUAGAUCCUGCCCCAUAUGAUCCAAUUGCGGGGCUUGUGGUGUUUUAUGAUUAUCUGCUUGGACUUGACCCAUCCUACCGUGUAUGUCGUUUAGCUGUGAGUCUGUGCAAUGGGGGACAGGAGAUGGGCAGUCCACUGCCCCUGCCUCCAGUUUACUGUGAAUCUUCGCCAUCCAAAUUCUCUGACAGCAAGAAACAGAAUCUAGCAAUAUUAGCCACAAAGCAGGCUGUCCCCAGAGUGCGUCCUUCUCCAAAUAUAUCAUUGAUAAUUGAACUGCAAGCAUCAGGAGGAUACGAUCCUUAUGGCCAGGAAGUUAGCCGUUUAAUUCCUAGAGGAUGGGUUAAGCUAGACAUUUUUGACUAUCAAAACCGAGUCAUUAGUGGACAGUGGAAAGUUCCAAUACGCAUCCUCCCAGUCAAGCCUUCUCUUACUACUGGAGCGCUGAAUGGAGUACCUCAGUUAGAAAAUGCAGAAUUGUAUGUUCGUCUUGUAAAUGCAAGGGAUGCAGAUACACAAAGUCUUUACCCCAUUGACUCCAACAAUUCAGGGUUCUACAAAUACCCCCCUUUGACUUCAGCAUAUUUCUAUCCUGAAGAACUCAUGCUUCCAUCACCUCAGUACCAUCCCUACCUUUUCACGAAUACACAAGCCACAUAUGGCAAUAACAUGGAUUCGCCUCCUUCAAGGAUCAGAAUAAGGACACAGUGAUUGAGACCUGCAGUGAUAAUACGCAACUUUGUUUAUAUCUGAAUUGUUUUAACUUAUUUAUUUACAAUAGAACUGUUUACCAUUGGCCUGAUAAGGAAUUAUGAAAAAAAAAAAUUUUUUUGCAUGAUAUAUUCUUAUAGGUAAUUUAAUUGUUACUGUCUAUAUGUAACAUUUUCGGAUAAUAACUUACAUUCUUUUUUUAUACAGUCAUCUGUUAAAUAAGUUAAAAUAAACACAUUUGCUUCUUAUUAAUAUUUAAAAUUUAAUAAGUGGCUAGAUCUGUAUGCAAUGAUGUGUAGGCCACCCCUACGCAUAUACGGAAUCCUUAGUUUUUAAUAAAAAGAGAUUAAACAGGAAUCAUGUUGCAAUGUUCUUUUAGUAACAUCAAUUUUACGUUUUUACUUUUUGUCAACUUCAAGAAAUGUCGCCAAAGAGAAGAGUGUGCGAGUGUGUGUGAGUGAUGAUUUAACCUCUUUAAUUCCUGUUCACUGUUUGUACCAAUACGUGCCUACUGAUUUGUUGUUUGCCAAUACCCUAAUUUCUGCUUCUGAUAUUUUUCCUGAUUAGAAUUACCUUUUUUGACUUGUGUCUAUGGAAUAAGUAUCUCAAUAAUGACCAUAGCAUGAGCUGAAUGUAUGCUUUUGCCUUUGGGCCCUUAUCUGAAUAUGGCUCCUGGCAACAUGUACACUCAAAUCAGUUACUCGAUGCCAGUCAAAAGUUGGUGUGACUGCAUACUCUGUAGAUGUGCACAAGGACCAAAAUAAUAUCAAGUUUUUCAUAUUGUUUCUUGCCCUUGGAUUAAAUUUGGAGAUUUUUUUCCUUUGG